Messenger RNA from Anthonomus grandis grandis, 10597 nucleotides. It is a transcript of the gene tun, whose product is annotated as protein N-terminal glutamine amidohydrolase. NCBI's taxonomy places the organism in Eukaryota, Metazoa, Arthropoda, Insecta, Coleoptera, Curculionidae. Gene Ontology annotation, molecular function: protein-N-terminal glutamine amidohydrolase activity; protein-N-terminal asparagine amidohydrolase activity. Gene Ontology annotation, cellular component: cytosol; nucleus. The record is from RefSeq and is a predicted model, not a curated record. Bases 513 to 1226 code for a protein of 237 amino acids. The transcript has 4 exons.
AUUUGAAUGAUUUUGGUAAACAUCCGACAAUAAAAUUUGCCUCUUAAAUACCCAUAGAGCACAACGGCAACGUUGCACCAAUUUAUUGGUCAAAAAAGUGGGGCCCGCAUUAAAUUCCAGCCGGUUCAUAUCUCCCACUUUUUUUAUUUCGCAUUCGCCUGACAGAGACGGAACGUGUUCUCGGAACCGCUGAAAAUAUUCGGGUUAUUGAACGGUCGAAAUAUCCGCAGCCUUCCAAGGACGUCGCCGUCGUCUAAAGAAAUUGCGGAGAUCCGAUUUCCCCAGCCAGACCCUGGGACCGUGAAAGCCCCCCCCGGCCAGACGACCGACUGCAUUAAAGUUGUUUUUUAUUUUCUUGAAAAAUCGACUGUUGCUUUGGUUCAGCUGCGGCUGCUCUAAGUGUGUGUCUGUGUGUGUGUGAUUCAUUCUGUUUACAGGAGACAAAAGAGCGAAAAUCUGCAGGAGAGACCGUAGGAAUUUAGGUCGUUUUUCGAAUUGUUGCCUGGUGUAUCAUGGCGAGCGAAUCUAACGGGAAAAUCAUUCGUGGGAACGGCGGCGAUAAUAAUGGGAAAAAAUCAGUUACGAACUUGUUUCCGAAACAGGGAGAAUGUUCCUAUGUUUCCUGUUAUUGUGAAGAAAAUGUAUAUAAACUAGCAGAAGAUGUGGCUAAAAAAUACCCAAAUGAACUCAGCAAGUGUUUUGUAGUGAUCAUAUCCAACCAAAGCAGAACAGUUCCGUUGUGGAAACAAAGAGCUGGUAAAGAUGAGGAUAAACUAAUCAUUUGGGACUACCAUGGGAUUUUUUUGUACCACCCAGAACCCGACAAGUGCUUGGUUUACGACUUGGAUUCCGAAUUACCGUUUCCUACAUACGUACACAAAUAUGUCACUGAAACUUUUAGGACCGAUCAUAUAUUGAAACCUGACUAUUUCAGGUAUUUUCGAGUGGUUCCGGCAAACGAGUUCCUUAAAGAAUUCGCUUCCGAUAGACGUCAUAUGAAACGACCCGAUGGGACAUGGAUUAAACCACCACCAACAUAUCCGGCUAUUAGCAGUGCAAGUAAGAAUUAUUAUUGUUUUUUAUUGUACGUAUUUUUAAAAGUUUCUUUUUACAUAGACUCCGAACAUAAUUUAGAAGACUAUAUCCAAAUGGACCACGAUAAAGGACCCGGGCAAGUCCUUAAUUUAACGCAAUUCGUUCAGAGAUUCUACAAACCAGCCACGUAAUUUCAAUAAAAUGAGAAAAAUCUUGUUGAAUUCGCCAUAAAAUUGCGUUAGUGAUGGUAAGCUGGACUCUAACGCCGAUUUAAAAUCGAAUAUUUCAGUAUUUCUAACGCACAUAACACACUUUCUCUAUUGUUGUAUCUUGUCCAAAGAUAUUUAUUGUUGUAAGUAUAAUGUUAGAAAUAGGGUCGUUUGAAGAUAUACAUAUAUACCAUACCACAGGGCUCAAAGCAUCUAUUUUUUUAGUACUUUUGGCUUGUGGUGUUAAAGAAUUAUACGUACCUACAUAUUACAAAAGAAAUUUAAUCAAAUAUUUCAAUUUUAAGGGGCUUUAUGCUUUUUUCAAUCAGAACGUUAUUAUUGGCCUAAUAUAUGAAUAAGUAUUUCGCCUUAAUUUCCAACGUUUAUGUCCCAUUUUCAUUAAACGACUUUAUCUUAUCGAAUUUAACCUUUAACCGUUACUAUGAAAAAAUCUUGCAUUGUCAGUACCGCGAUUAUAAUAUGUAAUAUAAUUUUUUCUUUCGGAAAAUAAAAUGUCUCUCGUUUGUUCGGUUCUUUCUGUAUUAAUAAUUGUAAAAAUAAUACAAAAAAUUAAGACAAAAAUCUUAAAGAAAAUAAAUUCAUGAAUUCUCUGUAGAUGCACAGUCAGAGAUAACGAAACGCCAACAAUAAGGAUAAGUAAUGUCUUAUUUAUUUUUUCACAGUUUUAGUUUGAUUGAGGGCGUUAGGGUACAGUAUAUUCUAUAUUUUCUUCUUGCCUACAGUAUUCUUGUUAGAUGAAAACUCUCCUCCAUUAUCUAGCGUAAAUCUCUGAACUUUAUUAAUAAACUGUCUUGCAAGGUGUACUUAACAUAUUCCUUUAAAUUUUCUUCUGGUUCAUUUUUAGUAUGUAAUAUUUAACUAGGAAAUAUGAGAAAUCAUCUAUGACCAACAUUUUCCCUCAUCAAAAUUAGUUGGUGUUAUAGGACCGCAUAUCGUCGACAAUAUUCUCAAACCUCGUAAGUAUGAAACAGGAACUUUUCAGGAGAUCUCAAAAACGGUAUUAUUUACAAUGUGUAUUAUUUAAUUCUAAUUUAAUUCUGAAUAUGAGCAAUAGAAGGAAAGUCCAUAUGUUUAAUUUAAUUUAUAAAAUAAUAAAAACCGGACAGCCUGCAAAUUUAAGAAAUUUAUUUUUUAAUCAAGAUAUUCCUUAUAAUACAAGAAAUCCCCAUUUGCUUAGAAUUCCUUUACAUAGAACAGCAACCUUUAAAAAAUCUUUUUUAUAUAUGGGCAUUCGGAUGUGGAAUGAACUACCUAUUUAUAUAAAGGAAUGUUCGCCUAAAAAAUUUAUUAUAAACUUAAAAAAAUCUCUUUUAAACACGCAAAUUAUGGUAACCUAAUGUGACCGUAUUUUAUAAAAUGGUAUUUUUGUUUUAAUUAAUGUUCUGCACACCUGAUCUUGCUAAUUGCAAAUAUUUACAUUAAAAUUAAAUUCUCACUUGCCUGUUAUCUACCCUUCGUGCUCGCCCCUAUACCGUUCUCGCUCGUCUUUGGAUUCUUUUAUUUUUUUUUUUUUGUUUUUCUUUUUGCCCAGCUUCAUAGCCACUCGCUAGUUCAUUGUAAAAUGCAUAUAUUGUCCCUUUUGAUUUUGGUAUGGACCUUAUUGUAAAUACAUAAUAUUACGUUUUUUAGAAAAUAGUUUAUUUAGGAACACGGGGUGUACAGCACAUGUACAAGUAAUCUAUGUACUUGCAUGUGUAUCGGUUUUUUUUUAUAAAAAUCGCGUUGCACUCCGAUUACCAAACAAAUUGUUGUAAUUUUGAAUAAUUUGUAUAUUCAUGGAAUUUAGUUUCGUAUAUUCUGUAAUAAUGUUUAAUAAUUUUGAAUGGUAAUAAAAGUAUUUUUUUUUUUUUUUUUUUUUUUUUUUUUUUUUUUUAAACAAAAAUAUACUGAUUGUAUACUGUAUUUAUUUUGUUUAUAAAAAUGACAUGGUAUACAUUUUUUGUUUUUGGAAUAAUAUUACCGAAUUAUAUAAAAAAAUAUGACUUACGAGGUUUGUGAGGGAACUAAAAAAAAGAAAACAAGUAAUCAGGGCAUUUUAUUUUGAAACUUACAAACUUUGUGAAAUAUUUAACAAAAACUUAUAAUAUUUAUAAAUUAAUAAUAAUUUAAAUUUUUGUAAAACAGAUGGUAGUCUGCUUUAAGAACUUUGGUUAGCUCUUGCAAGUGGUCAUACUUGUCCUUUUGAAUUCCAGGAGCAGUGGUAUAAAAAUCCGCAGGCUUUCUAGUUAAAAAUUUCCCUGGUCUUUGAGGUAUACACAGCCAAAUAUCUGUCAUUUUCAAUUUGUAUUCAAUAGUAAGGUUUGAUCCAUUAUACUUCAAGGCUCUUAUGUCUGUAACAACUGGAUCACCUGCCUUUUUUCCGGGACGAAUAGAACUAUAAUAUUUUAAAUUAGAAUAUGCUUUAAAAAAUGUGUGUUCUAAAUAAAUCACAUUAUAAGGCAUAGGAUGUUUUCGUGCCGUUUCAAUUAUAUUCACGUAAUCAGCAGGAACACUGAUAAUUCUAUUCUUAAUUUUGCGUUCUAUCGCAACUCAUUUGUGUAUGGCCUUUCUCUAAAAUCUUUUGUAUAAUACUCACAUUUUUUAGUGCUGAACAUUGCAGAAGUGCAUUUGAUAAAAUAGAGUUCCUAUUUUGAUAUGUGCAACCAUCACUCCAUAGAAUUAUUUCUUUUAAUUGUUCAUUAUGAUUUUCCUCAAUAUAGUCUACAAUGCACGAGGAAAACUCAUUAGCUGUAACAUUUCCCUCGCCCUCAUGCCAGACGUAACAGGUAACUGCGUGUGUAACAUUAUUAAACAACAUAAAGUUGUGAAAUAUUAGUUUUUUUUGUAGUAUAUGGCUGAUGCUUUCAAAAGUGGACAGAAAAGAACCGCCUGUAAGUCCAUUGUGAUCACCAGUGUGCUUUGAUCUAAUUUAGCUUUAUUAGUGUCUUCUUGCAUAUUCCUUCCUUUGUUGGUGUUCCAGCCAUUUUUCCUCACUUAGGUUAUUUACUUCGUGCAUGCAACACAGAUCGCAUUGAUCUUUUUUAGGUUGAAAUAACCCAAUGUUCAUUUAUGCAAUUUUUUUUUGAGUAAGGGAUAAUGGUUUACUUUGGCUUCAGCUUAGAAAUGAUUCCAAAUGUUGAUUUUGUUUGGGUUUUAGCUGAACUUUCGAUUUUUCUAUGUUAAGAGAAGACUUAUGGUGUCCUUUUAAAGACCAUUCUUCAGCAGUCCAUUCUCCGAUGCCCAAUGCAUUUAAAAACAUCUGUUUGCAUACGUUUAACCUUUGGUUAUCUUUUUUUUAAGUGAUAAACUAAAGUAACAGAUUUUUUUUGCUGAUCACUUUUUCUUGAUUUUGGUGGACAAACAUCUAUUAGUCCUGAAACAAAUACUUUUUUUUGGCCCCAAUCCAUGUUGUCCCAAAAGUUAUUAAAUAUUUUUAAACGAUCCUCGUGAGUAAACUGAUUACAGUUUCUAUUUUGAGUCUUGAAACACGACGCGCGAGAACAAGGCUUCACCAAGCUGUCUUUUUUUCUUUAAUACUGGAAUCAUUUUCCCUUCACUUAACUGCCUACCUUGGUACUCUUCUCCUUUUCUUCUUUUAGCAAUAUUUAUAUUUUUUUGCCGUAAGGAGCAGUCACUUUGACCCUUUAAAGAACGCUUUCGCUUUCGCUUUUUUUUUGGGAAUUGCAAGAUUUGCAGCUUCUUGUUUGUUUUCGUCAUUUAUGAAAACUUCGUCGUCAGUGCUUGAGCCAUUUUUAUCACUGGAUGGCUCAUAAGGCAUGUCAGAUUCAUAACUCUCAUUCGAGUGUGAAGAAUUUUCAUCAUCAGAAUUAUUAUUUGCAUGCUGAUUUUGAACACAAAAACUAUCAGAAUCUUUAAGGAUAUUGUCGAAAUGCUGAGUACUUUUCGCAGUUGAGGUGGAAGGCUCUGCUUGGUUUGAUUUUGGUUCGCCAUCAUCGACUGAGAUGCCAAGCUCAUGAGCAAUAUCUUCAGGACAUUUAAUUAUUAUAUUAUCAGUUUUUGUUGCACUUAUCUGAGAGUCAGUUAUAUCCAGUACUAAAAACAUAAUACAGUUAUUUUCAAAAAAAUGUUCCCAAGCAUUACUAAAAUACCGAGUUGAAACCCAAUAAACAAACACACAAUCAUCUAAUUCUAUCAAAAAAAAUUAUAAUAUCAAAUAGUUAAACUUACAGGUAUUGGGUGUACAUUCUGUUAGGACAAGUAGGGGUGACGUGAUUUCUUCAGAUUAUUUCUAACGAAAGUAAGUAAUUUUCAAAAUAAUAAUAUUAAAAAAAAUACAAUACUAUUUAUAUAAAAUCCAUACCUGUUUGAAGGUUAGAUUCAGGCAUUGAAUGUUCUGGAGGUAAUACCCUGUCCACUUUAGGAAUUUCACUUUGUUGAUUAUUUCGAAAGAGUGCUAACAUUCUUAAUCCUCUUCCAGACAUGUUACCACAAUUUAUUUUAAAGUUUAGCACGUAAAAACUGAGACUACUAAGAACAACGCAAUUAUAAACGUAUUUUUUAAAUGUAAACAAACGGACAUACGAGGUCUAAGAAUAUCGUUUUAAAGCGCGCGAAAACCGCCUCUAGCACGCGAAUGUCCAUAUAUUAUGAGGUUUGGAUUGUUAUUUUUGGACAAUAAAAUUUACGAGGUUUGGUUUGUUUGUAUUAUGAAGGUUAAAAUAUUUUUAUUUUUAUGUGAGGUUCGGUAAUAUAACGUAGAAACAUAUGAGGAUUGGUUUGCUGUAAAAAAACGAAUUUGAACCAAAAUUGACUUACGAGGUUUGAGAAUAUUGUCGACGAUAUGUCGCUAUGUACACACCAGCUCGCCAAUCAUUUUUGUGCGAUUUUUAUUUCUAGGAAACGACGAUCUUGCAGCUUUUCCCUCUACACUAGAUAAACAUAUACUUUCUGAUAUUUUUAGUCCCAACAGCUUCAUUGCAUUUCAUCUAUGCUUUAAGUAAAAUCGGUAUUGUUGUGACGAAUUCAUAAUGACUUACUUAAUUUGUUGGGUAUUACGUCACUGUUAUAGUAAAAAUCAAUUUAGAAAUUACUAUCUCACAUGCUCAACUAUUGAAAAGAAGAAAAUGGACUUAUUCACGUAUUUAGGAGAAAUAUGAACUUAAUUCUUUCACGUUUCCAUUGUUCCUUUCUAUGGGUUUUACUAACCUCACCACAGACUGAGUAGAAACCUGCAGUUUUUUUUCCACAGUAAAUGUACCGUAAAGUCGGGUGACUUUGACCCAGUUUUAAAGUUUGUCUAAAUUUUUUUAUAUAUAAUAUCACAAAAAAUGCAAAAUUUUUAUUAGUUUUGAGUCUUAAUGAAUUUAACUACCUACCUAACAGUAUGUAACUAUUUCAAAAAAAAAGUGGGUGUGCAAUGUCACCCUCAAGGAUCGGGUGACUUUGUUCCAUACAAUAUUUUGUGCUUAUUUAGGUUUAUUUUAAAGACUGGGACAAAGACACCCAUUCGGAUGUAUAUAUUUGACUCAUUUAAAAAAUACAAUUUGAUUUUUUUAGAUUUUCAGAGAAGGUAUGUUUGGUAAAACAUAAUUAUGGCAAAAAAAUAAAAAAAUAUGAGAGCCAACAAAUUUCUAUAUUUAAACGAAGUUUUAAACGAACGAAUUUAUCCCUGUCUAUGAUAGAUGGAUCUCCACAGACAUCAAAAUAUGCCACAUGGUAGGAAUUUCGUAAGGGCUGUUCAGGCCACUUUCAAAUAUUUUUUUUAACAUGGACCAUUUCUAAAACCCAGCCAAACCGAAUGUCCUUGGCAUACCCAUCAAAUUUGCCAGGAAAAGAAUCUAGAGAAUUGGGUUCGGUAACAAUUACGUAGUCACCGAUAAAUGUAAAUGUAAACUAAACUGGAACUAGAAAUAUUUGUGUCUGAAUCCGAUUCAUAUUUUGUUUUCUUCUUUUUUUAGAUUUUCGAUAAGCCGCUGGUUCCAGGCUCAUUAGCAUUUACAACUUCAAUCGGUUCAGGCAUAUUAUCUAUUUCUGGAAGAAAAUUAUCAAUUUCUUCUUCAGCAGCCUCCAAGGUCAUCUCAUCUAUAUUUUCCCUAGAAUUCAGUGUCUGUAUGUUAUUUUUCUUAUUGUUAUUUGUGUUUGUUUUUUUCCUUUUUUUUAUUUUUAUUUUCAUUUGUUUCUGCUUUCUUGGAUUGUGUUUUCUUAGUGACCAUUUUUUUUUUAGUUUUUUCAGUUUUAUUAAGGCUUUCUGCUAUCUUGCGAUUUUGAAGAUCAUCCGAGCUGAUACUUUUUCCAGCAGUUACAUCGAUUUUCCGUCUGCGUUUUUGUUUUGGUUCAGAGUUUAUUCCUCUAUUUUUUUCCAAAAAAUUAAUAACCACAUCACUUACCCUCGCUGCUAUUUCGACGGGAUUCUACUGAUUUCUGUUGUAACUUGGAAUUCUUUCUAAUAUUUGUUUGUCGAGUGGGAAAAUUCCGCAUUUUCGGAAGCCGUUUUCAAGAUUUUUUCCACCCUGUUUACUUACAGCCUCCACUAGCUUUUUAAGGAGUUGACGAAAAAUGAUUUUGGGGAUGGAGCCAGUAUUGAUGUCGUGGGUCUUGAAAUCGAGUAGAAUUUUCCGCCAAGCUACCUUCAUGGGAUGAAAAUAGGCUACGUCUAGGGGUCGCGUUAAAUGGGUGGACUUGGCAGGAAGACACUAAAAUGAGAUAUUUUCUCGUUCGCAAUUCUGAAUAACUGUGGGUGAAAUAUGGGAGGAUAAGUUGUCGCCUAUAAUCACUUUUUUUCCAGAAAUCUUUUUUAAUUUGGGCAGAACCAGAGAAAUAAACCAGUCUUCAAAACACAACGAAUCAAACCAACCGCUCUUGGAUCUGUUAUAUCGCGAAUUAUCUGGACCAUUCUCUAUCCAGGUUGACCAUACCUUGUCUGAUUUAUAUACAACGUAGGGAGGAAGCACGUCGCCAGCAGCGUUACCGCAAAACAUAAUGGACACCGCAGAUUUGCUAGUAUUUAAGACCCUCUCUAUAUAUUUGGUCCUGCGUUUGGUCAGAACUCUUUUACGAUCCGGAUCGUCACUUAGAUUCGUUUCGUCAUAGUUCCAAAUACAAUUUGACGGAACGUCCUUAAGUUCUUCCUCCAAAUUAUUAAAAUAUUCAGUUAUGGUUUCUUCAUUUAUAUCGGCCCGUGAUCUUUUUAUGUUACUCGCAAACCGUUGCGUUAGUGUUGGGUUUCUUAGAAGAAAAGACUUAAUCCAAUCUUUUCCAGGGAAGUUUUCUGGAAACUGCUUCACCGUUCUGCCCUUGCGGUCUAAGUAGUUUUUAACUAAAUAUUUAAGGUCGGUUUGGUCGAUGGCGAACUCAUAAUGAGAAAAAGUGCAAAUACGUGAAGUAAAUGCAUCUUCUUCAAUUUUUGUAAAAACCGGCUGACCACCUAUUGAUUUUGUGUGUCUAUUUUUAAUUUUGUUUUUUAUUGUCCCAACUGGAACUUUAAAUUGUAGGGCAGUCUUUCUCUGAGAGAGUUCUCGGUUUUUUACUGCUUCUACGGCUCUAUUUAAAGUCUCUUGGGUGUAGUUAACAUAACUCCUAGCACUGGCUGUGCGUUUGUAGGUCGAAGGCAUAAUUUACUGAAAAAAAGCCAUUUUCAAAACCGUUGAUUAAAACAUUAGAAAGAAAACGUAAAAUUAAUAUUGUUAUCAGAUAGGUAGGUAUUUAAAGAAAAUUUAAGCUCUAGAUAGGCUUUACCUACGACUAACUUAGUUUAAAAUAUUAGAAACUCACCUAUUUGUUAUUAAACACAAUAAACAGGUAUUCUUUAAAUUGAGCCAAAGUCACCCGAAAAUUGUACUAAACGGUACGCUAAAACCCGCGUGUUAUUCAAAUGCUUUUUUUGAUGCUUUUCGAUCAUAAAAAUAGAGCCAAGAGUAGACUUGGUCUAUAGGCAACUCGAAAUACAUUUAUGAACUUACGCUGCAGGACAAAUUAUAUGACCUUCAAAAAUUUUAAUAUUUCGCUCGUCAUAGAAAUUUUUUUUUUAAAUAUGUGUGAAAUGGAAGAAGAAUGUGUUACUUCGUCAUAUAUGUAGGUUUAUGUAUACAUUUAAGAAUUUUUUGAGUUAAUUUUGUUAUAUUUAUUUUUACAAAAAAAAAACACAAUUUUAUUCUUUUUCCUUGUUUUGAGACAAAGUCACCCCCGUGAGUCAAAGUCCCCCGACUUUACGGUAAGCAAUUAUACAAAUAAUUAUUCCUUGCAUCUGUGAGGCACAGAUCUGUUUCACCAUAUUUUGCAGCCUGUUUCGGCAUAUACAUUACGAAUCCGCAUCUACCUUUAAAACCCACUAGGCUCUCACCUUUGCAAACAAAAGUUUUUCUAAAAAUUAUCAAUAAAAUUUCCAAUGAGCCGAAUUAUAAAAUUACCAGAAAUAGCUGCAGCUCUAUUGUUUCAUUCUCUCUGCGCUCCAUCUAUCUCAUUAUCGAAUCUUACUGCUAAUUUUCAAAUGUUCUUCUUGACAUUGUACACCUGAAUACCUCCCUUCCAGUGCUCUCAGUUGCAAAAAAACCCUCAAAAAAAACUCGAUACGAUUUGUUCAACGCCUAACUUCAGCCAGCAUGUCUUCGCCAAAUGAAGGUUUGUUUUUUUCUCCCAACAUUUUUGCAGGACCUCGCAAUCCAGUUACACUCACCACUCUAAUUCUUCGUCCUUCUUUAGUUGAUUCAAGCAUUAUUCCUCAAACAUUGGAUCGUCCGGAUCCAAUGUUUCCAGAGUGAUAUACCCAUCGACGCGACGAGGGGGACAAAUUCAACAGUGACGGUAUGAGAUACCGCUAGGUAGCGGUUAAAGGUUAAAUUACCAUUUUCCAGUUAAAAUAUCGAAUACUUCAUGACUAUAAGAUUGUUAAAAAUUUCAACUAUGGUCACAAACAACAUGUGAUAUUAGAAGAAUUUAGUAGUUUGAUAGUUGAUCAUUUAAAACCAAACAAAAAAGAAGAAUAUGAUGACUUCUAUGACGUAAAUUAACCAAAGUUUCAGCAUCUCUGCUAAGAAACAUGCCUUUAACUAUUUCUAAUGUAUAAUAAAAAAUAUAUUUUAAUUCUGGCUCCUUUGUACUUCUAUGCGCUUAACAAAAUCAAAUAUUCAGUAGAACCUACUAGUACAGAUAAUCAUGUUAUUAUCCAAGACUGCACCUAUUGCCUUCCAGUUUUCACAAUAUUAUUUUGAAAUUAUUGUAAUUAUUAAGUGUUUUGAUGGAUUUGUUACAUUUUUUACUUCUUAUUGAUCGAUUUUUACCUUCUUCUAUAUACUGUAGGGCCUAAUAUGUUAAGAUUUAUUAUAUUAAUAAUCAUUUUAUAUAUGUGAAAUAUAACGAUAAUAAAAUGAAUAAUAAAGCACUGUUUGAGGACCUAA